AUGAGAAAUGGUCUCUGCAGUCACAAGUAUAAACCUGUCGACUACAAACAUCUACAUGAACUUGCUGCAGCAGAAAAAGUGACAUCUGCAAAAAUUCAACUAAAGAUUGAAAAAACAGAGCAAGUUUCAAAAAUUAACAAAGAGCAAAUGCUGCUGAAACAGCAUCGGCAAGUGUGGUGGCAAGAACAUAAAAGACUGAGUGAGAGCAGGCAAAAAGCAGAAGCAGAAAUAAAGACAUUUCUUGAUGAAGAAAGCUGUAAGGACAACUUCUUUUUGGAUAUGAGGGACUUGGAGCAUAAAUUAUCAAAGGAGCGGGAUACGUACCGAAGAGAUACUGUAGUUCCUGUCUGGCAACUGAAAGAGAAUUUGAAAUUCAGGCUGUCUGAGAUGCAGCGUUACCUCUCAGAAGAAUCUUGUCUGAAAUCUAAGAUCAAUCCAGCUGAAGUGUUACAGCAGAUCAAAUCUUUGAAGAAGCAACAGAUGGCAACUUUGGAAUUCCUUGUCCUUGGAAGUCUGGCUUUGGAAAGAGAACUUGAAGACUGUAAAACAAAAGCAUUAGCGCAUUCUUCUGAUGAGAUAAAUGGACUUUUCCUUGAAGUUCCUUCAGCACUCCUGUCUUUGGAAUGCCCCUACCCUGAUUUGAAGACCUUAGUUAUUGAUGAAUACCGAAAACUUGCAAGUGGGUACUGGUCUAAGCUCCAGGAGAUUGAUCAACAGUUAGAAAUUGUAUCUAGGAACAUUGACUGGAAGGAGGAAGAUCAGUGGGUUUUUCAGACUGUUGUCAAUCAGUAUCCAAGUGACCUUCAGAGGAGGAGGACCCUGUACCUCGAUGUGCUGCAGAGAUACCUUCCUCACAAAUCUAGGCGUGACCUGGUUGUCCAUGAGAAGGCGUGGGAUCGUUGCCAUUCCUUGAGGAACCAGCACAGGGCCUUGCUGUGGGGCUGGGCUCAGGCCAGGAAAGCCUUUCUGCUGAGGGCAGCGGCGACUGCCGCCGAAGCCUCUGCUGCUCACCAGUCAGCAGCACUGUUGGCUCACACCAGGCGAAACCAACAGGAGAUCUGUGCUGAGCUGAAAGCAAAGGUCCUGCAGUGGAAAGCACAGCAGGAAGAGGCUGCUAAACUAGAAGCUGCUGCAUCUGCUAGGAGGAAAGAAAAGGAAGAUGAGAAAGAAAGACAAUGGAAAGAACAGGAAAUGAUGCGUAGAGCUCAGGAGAAGGAGAAG
Molecule: messenger RNA, 1221 nt
Organism: Merops nubicus (carmine bee-eater)
Lineage: Eukaryota; Metazoa; Chordata; Aves; Coraciiformes; Meropidae
Gene: CCDC148
Product: coiled-coil domain containing 148
Exons: 9
Source: RefSeq, a predicted model, not a curated record